Nymphalis io (European peacock) is the source of this 6991-nucleotide messenger RNA. It is a transcript of the gene para, whose product is annotated as sodium channel protein para. Gene Ontology annotation, molecular function: calcium ion binding; voltage-gated sodium channel activity. Gene Ontology annotation, biological process: membrane depolarization during action potential; sodium ion transmembrane transport; neuronal action potential. The coding region runs from base 593 to 6871 and encodes 2092 amino acids. NCBI's taxonomy places the organism in Eukaryota, Metazoa, Arthropoda, Insecta, Lepidoptera, Nymphalidae. The record is from RefSeq and is a predicted model, not a curated record. Gene Ontology annotation, cellular component: plasma membrane; voltage-gated sodium channel complex. The transcript is spliced from 38 exons.
CCGCUCCGAGCGCCCGCCGCGAGCGCGUCACACGCGCAAACACGCGCAACGUCGCGCCCUUUACGUAACGCGCGACCAUCGCGCGCGAUCCCGCGACUCAUCAACGAUCGCCUGAAAGGAUAAGGUUUGGAGUGAUACACAAUAAGUGUGCUUCGUUUUGGCUUUCAACGCUUCUGGCUUUAUAUUUGGAGGAGACGGAGCGGCGGGCCGACGGUGGGCCGGCGCAAUUGAAGUGGUAUCGCAGAUGUUGCGCGCGCGCCGAAGUAGAAGAGAGGAGCGCGCGCGGCCUGCACGCGACGCGGCCACCACCCGGCGCGCCCUCUAGACAAAACCCUGUAUUUUAAUACGGUCGGACAUGAAAAAUCUCGCUCAUUUGCUGGCUGUCCCUAUCAGCGAGUACGUGGUGACGUUCAUCUAUUUAGUAGCCGCGGCCACACUGCUCACGAGGACGACAGGAGGGCGCUCCGCCCGUAGGUGGUCGGCGGGAGAACGCGGGCGCAGAGUGUACUGCCGCACGCGCUUUCCCUACCACACACACCCGCCCAUUCACUGUUAGCAGUAGGCAGUUUACUCGGGGGGAGUUCGAUAGACAAUGUCCGAGGACUUGGACUCGAUCAGCGAGGAAGAACAAAGCUUGUUCCGACCCUUCACCCGAGAGUCAUUGGCCGUAAUCGAGGCCCGCAUAGCUGAAGAGCAUGCCAAGCAAAAAGAACUCGAGAAAAAACGAGCGGAAGGCGAGACCGAUUUGGGGCGGACGAAAAAGAAAAAAGAAGUGCGGUACGAUGAUGAGGAUGAAGAUGAAGGUCCCCAACCAGAUGCGACCUUGGAGCAGGGCCUGCCGCUGCCGGUGCGCAUGCAGGGCUCCUUUCCUCUCGAACUCGCCUCCACACCACUCGAGGACAUCGAUCCUUUCUACCACAACCAAACAACAUUCGUAGUCAUAAGCAAGGGUAAAGACAUCUUCAGAUUUUCGGCGACUAAUGCCUUGUGGAUAUUGGAUCCAUUUAAUCCAAUAAGAAGAGUGGCCAUAUAUAUAUUAGUGCAUCCUUUAUUCUCUCUGUUCAUUAUUACCACAAUUCUUGUGAAUUGUAUACUCAUGAUAAUGCCUACCACACCAACUGUCGAAAGUACUGAAGUUAUCUUUACCGGCAUCUACACCUUUGAAUCGGCGGUGAAAGUAAUGGCCAGGGGUUUCAUACUACAGCCAUUCACAUACCUUAGAGAUGCAUGGAAUUGGCUUGACUUCGUAGUUAUAGCUUUAGCUUAUGUGACGAUGGGCAUAGAUCUCGGCAACUUGGCCGCUCUAAGAACGUUCAGAGUUCUCCGAGCUUUGAAGACUGUGGCCAUCGUACCGGGCUUGAAGACUAUUGUGGGUGCGGUGAUAGAGUCGGUGAAAAAUCUUCGAGAUGUGAUAAUAUUGACGAUGUUUUCACUAUCUGUGUUCGCACUUAUGGGUCUGCAAAUCUAUAUGGGGGUCUUGACACAGAAAUGUAUUAAAGUCUUUCCGGAAGACGGUAGUUGGGGUAACCUCACCGAUGAGAACUGGGAAAGAUUUUGUCAAAAUGAAACAAAUUGGUACGGAGAAGACGGAGACUACCCCCUUUGUGGAAAUUCAUCAGGAGCAGGACAAUGUGAACCAGGCUACAUAUGUUUACAAGGCUAUGGACCAAACCCUAACUACGGAUAUACGAGUUUUGACACGUUUGGUUGGGCUUUCCUAUCAGCUUUUCGACUCAUGACACAGGACUAUUGGGAAAAUCUUUAUCAACUGGUGCUAAGGUCAGCGGGUUCAUGGCACGUCUUGUUCUUCGUAGUGAUCAUAUUCUUGGGCUCAUUCUAUCUCGUCAACUUGAUUUUGGCUAUCGUCGCCAUGUCAUAUGAUGAGUUACAAAAGAAAGCUGAAGAAGAGGAACAAGCCGAAGAAGAAGCUCUUAGGGAAGCGGAACAAAAAGCGGCAGCCAGAGCGGAUAAGCAGGAAGCCAGGGAAGCCCAUGCUCGCGAGCAGGCUGCAGCAGCAGAGGCGGCGGCGUACGCCGAGGCACAUCCCGCUAAAUCUCCCAGCGACUCUUCCUGUCAGAGCUACGAGCUGUUCGUGAACCAGGAGCGGGGCAACCAGGACGACAAUACGCGCGAGCGCAUGUCCCUCCGUAGCGACCCCUUCCAGGACUCGGUGAGCACUCAGCCCACGCACAAGCCAACCGCCAACGAAUCGCACCACGAACCGGCACGCCGACAGAGGAAGGUCAGCAUGGUUCCCCACCCUGAACGCAUAAAUAAAUACGGACAGUUGUCAUAUGGGCCACUGCGCGAAGGCUCACAGGCUUCAUUGUCACUUCCUGGAUCACCGUUCAAUUUACGUCGAGGAUCUCGUGGGUCGCAUCAAAUGGCUUUAAGACCGAACGGAAGAAAUCGAUAUCCACCUGGAGCUGAUCGAAAACCACUUGUCCUUUCAACAUACUUGGAUGCACAGGAACAUCUGCCAUAUGCUGACGAUUCAAAUGCUGUCACACCAAUGUCUGAAGAAAAUGGUGCUAUAAUUAUACCUGUGUACUACGCCAAUUUAGGUUCAAGACAUUCUUCUUACACGUCGCAUCAAUCUCGAUUGUCGUACACUUCACACGGUGACUUAUUAGGUGGAAAAGCGCAAACGAAGGAAGCAAGGCUAAGAGGACGAUCGGCAUCCAGAAAUCACAGCGUUACGUCACAACCGCAUGCCUACCCACUGCCAAGACAAGAUUCGUCGCUCGCAUCUAGACCGCUUAGAGAAUAUGAAAUAAGCACAACGGAAUGUACAGAUGAGGCUGGCAAAGUAUUAAAACAAUCUAACGACAAUCCUUUUAUAGAGUCAUCGCAGCAGCCCAACGUUGUAGAUAUGAGAGAUGUUAUGGUACUAAAUGAAAUUAUUGAACAAGCGGGCAGACAAAGUAGAGCCAGUGAGCAAAACGUGUCAGUGUACUACUUCCCAACAGCAGAAGACGAUGAGGAUGGACCCACCUUCAAAGAAAGACUCCUCGAGUGCUUUAUGAAAGGAAUAGACUUCUUUUGUGUUUGGGACUGCUGUUGGUUAUGGCUGGAGUUCCAAAAAUACGUGGCUCUUCUGGUGUUCGACCCAUUCGUAGAACUGUUUAUCACCUUAUGUAUUGUGGUCAACACUUUGUUUAUGGCUUUGGACCAUCAUGAUAUGGAUCGAGAUAUGGAAAAGGCGCUAAAAAGUGGCAACUAUUUCUUCACUGCAACCUUUGGUAUAGAAGCCAUGCUAAAAUUAAUAGCUAUGAGCCCGAAGUUUUAUUUUCAAGAAGGUUGGAACGUUUUUGAUUUUAUCAUCGUGGCCUUAUCGUUAUUAGAAUUGGGUCUGGAAGGUGUACAGGGUUUGUCAGUGUUACGUUCAUUUCGUUUGCUGCGUGUAUUUAAACUGGCUAAGUCUUGGCCGGCGCUAAACCUUAUUAUAUCCAUAAUGGGUAGGACAGUGGGAGCUUUAGGGAACUUGACCUUUGUACUUUGCAUCAUUAUAUUCAUAUUUGCGGUGAUGGGAAUGCAGUUAUUUGGGAAAAACUAUACAGACUAUGUAGACCGUUUUCCGGACGGAGAUCUUCCCCGUUGGAACUUCACCGACUUCAUGCACAGCUUCAUGAUAGUCUUUCGAGUGCUAUGUGGAGAAUGGAUAGAAAGCAUGUGGGAUUGUAUGCUCGUUGGAGACGUGUCCUGCAUACCAUUCUUCUUAGCUACCGUUGUCAUUGGUAAUCUUGUGGUUCUCAACCUCUUCUUGGCCCUGUUACUGUCAAACUUUGGGUCAUCUAACUUAUCGUCGCCGACAGCCGAUCAAGACACCAACAAAAUAGCUGAAGCAUUUAACAGAAUAUCGAGAUUCAUAGAUUGGGUUAAAAAGAACGCAGCCGACGUCUUAAAGUUGGUGAAAAAUAAACUUACAAACCAAAUAGCCAUACACGCUCCCGGCUUAAAGGCGGCUUUAUGUGGCCGCUGUGUCUCCCCAGAACGGGUGGAUAACGAGCUGGAAUUAGGUGCUGACCUUGAUGAUGGAGUACUGUAUAAAGAUAAGAAACUAAAAGACCAAGUAGAAGUAGCAAUCGGUGACGGCAUGGAAUUUACAAUACCAGGUGACAAUAAGUACAAGAAAGGUAAAAUACUAAUGAAUAAUAUCAAUGCAAUAACCGAUAACCACACAGACAAUAGAAUUAAUUGUGAACUUAAUCAUCAUGGAUACCCUAUUCAGGACGAUGAUACUAUAAGUCAGAAAUCAUACGGAAGUCACAAAAUUAGAUCUUUUAAAGAUGAAAGUCACAAAGGUUCAGCAGACACCAUCGAUGGUGAAGAAAAAAAAGACGCCAGUAAAGAAGAAUUAGGGCUAGAGGAAGAAAUGAUACCAGAAGAAGAGGUUGGUCAAGUGGAUCUGGCUAAAUUGGACAUAAAAGCUGUAGAGGGUGAUGGCAUUCUUGAAGACUCUCCAGCAGACUGCUGUCCAGAACCUUGUUAUGCGCGCUUCCCCUUUUUAGCUGGAGAUGACGAAUCUCCAUUCUGGCAAGGAUGGGCCAUGUUGAGACUGAAAACCUUCCGACUUAUUGAAAAUACAUACUUUGAAACGGCUGUGAUAACUAUGAUUUUACUCAGUAGUUUGGCUUUGGCUCUAGAAGAUGUUCAUUUACCACAUCGGCCGAUACUUCAAGAUAUCCUCUAUUAUAUGGACCGAAUCUUUACCGUUAUAUUUUUCAUCGAGAUGUUGAUCAAGUGGCUUGCUCUUGGAUUCCAGAAAUAUUUCACGAAUGCCUGGUGUUGGCUUGAUUUCAUCAUUGUUAUGGUCUCGCUUAUAAACUUCGUAGCGGCGCUUUGUGGCGCCGGUGGCAUUCAGGCGUUCAAAACGAUGAGAACGCUUCGAGCCCUUCGACCGCUCAGGGCUAUGAGCCGCAUGCAGGGCAUGAGGGUGGUAGUGAAUGCUCUGGUGCAAGCGAUCCCAUCCAUCUUCAACGUGCUGCUCGUGUGUCUGAUAUUCUGGCUUAUCUUUGCUAUUAUGGGUGUACAACUCUUCGCUGGAAAAUAUUUUAAGUGCGUCGACAUGAACCACACAACUCUAAGCCAUGAAAUUAUCCCAGAUAGAAAUGCUUGUAUUUUAGAAAACUACACCUGGGAAAACUCCCCAAUGAAUUUCGACCAUGUUGGCAAGGCUUAUUUAUGUCUAUUUCAAGUUGCUACUUUCAAAGGCUGGAUUCAAAUCAUGAAUGAUGCUAUCGAUUCACGAGAGGUUGGUCGUCAGCCCAUUCGAGAAACCAAUAUAUACAUGUAUUUGUAUUUUGUAUUCUUCAUAAUUUUCGGCUCGUUUUUCACUCUUAACCUAUUCAUUGGUGUGAUUAUUGAUAAUUUUAAUGAACAAAAGAAGAAAGCAGGAGGCAGUCUUGAAAUGUUUAUGACAGAAGAUCAGAAAAAGUAUUACAAUGCUAUGAAAAAAAUGGGAUCGAAAAAGCCCCUUAAAGCAAUUCCCAGGCCAAGGUGGCGGCCGCAAGCAAUCGUAUUUGAGAUUGUAACAGAUAAGAAAUUUGAUAUGAUCAUUAUGUUGUUUAUUGGCCUUAAUAUGUUAACUAUGACCCUCGAUCAUUAUCAACAAUCAGAAACAUUCAGUGCUGUGUUGGACUAUCUUAAUAUGAUAUUUAUCGUAAUAUUUAGUUCAGAGUGCUUACUUAAGAUCUUUGCCCUGCGAUACCAUUACUUUGUGGAGCCAUGGAAUCUAUUUGAUUUUGUCGUUGUAAUGUUUUCUAUACUUAGCUUGGUGUUGAGCGAUAUCAUAGAAAAGUACUUUGUUUCACCGACUUUACUCAGAGUUGUCAGAGUGGCAAAAGUUGGUAGAGUACUUCGACUUGUUAAAGGUGCAAAGGGCAUUCGAACAUUACUGUUCGCUCUGGCCAUGUCACUGCCAGCUCUCUUUAACAUUUGUCUGCUGCUAUUUCUUGUAAUGUUUAUCUUCGCAAUAUUUGGAAUGUCAUUUUUCAUGCAUGUUAAAGACAAAGGAGGCCUAGAUGACGUGUACAACUUCAAAACUUUCGUGCAAAGUAUGAUUCUACUAUUUCAGAUGUCUACAUCGGCGGGUUGGGAUGGUGUGUUAGACGGUAUUAUAAAUGAGGAAGAGUGUGAUUUGCCGGACAACGAACGUGGGUCACCUGGCAACUGUGGCUCUGCGACGAUAGGCAUUACCUACUUACUGUCAUAUCUGGUGAUCUCUUUCCUCAUCGUUAUUAACAUGUACAUUGCCGUUAUUCUCGAAAAUUAUUCUCAGGCAACCGAAGACGUACAGGAAGGCCUAACUGACGACGACUACGACAUGUACUACGAGAUAUGGCAGCGGUUUGAUCCCGAAGGAACACAAUACAUCAGAUACGAUCAACUAUCUGAUUUCUUAGACGUUCUCGAGCCGCCUUUACAAAUCCACAAACCUAACAAAUACAAAAUUAUAUCCAUGGACAUACCUAUAUGUCGCGGUGAUAUGAUGUUCUGCGUUGACAUCUUAGAUGCGCUCACGAAAGACUUCUUUGCGAGAAAGGGCAAUCCCAUCGAGGAACCGGUCGACGUGGGAAGGCCCGACGAAGUGGGCUACGAGCCCGUGUCGUCAACGCUAUGGAGACAACGUGAAGAGUACUGCGCGCGGCUGAUCCAGCACGCGUGGCGGAGACACCGGCGAGCGCAGUCGCCAGGUGGCGGCUCCGCGUCGGGCGCUGAGGGCGGCGGCGCGAGCGGACCGGAGGCGGAAGGCGCCCCGACGGCCGUGCUGCUGGACGCGGGCGCUGGCGGCGCGCACCGCGUGGUGCUGCAGGCGGCCGGGGCGGCGCCGCGCCCGCCCGAGCCCGCGCCGCCGCCCGCGCCCGUCUGACCCGCGCUGGCGCUCGCGCUGCUGCCCGCGCUCGUCGACGAGGCGCCGCUGCCGCUGCCCGCACCGCUACCCGAGCUCUUGAGCCCACCCAAGCGCACUUAAUUCUUUUUUACGCUAGAU